AUGCUGAUUUUGCAACAUUUUCCGGGGUAUGUUUCUGUAACACAAAGGUAUUUGGACGGUGCGACUCUCCAAUUGAAGUUCGGCUUAGCAGCUUCCAAGUGUAAUGCUACCAAUAGCCAGUGCAAGGCAUAUCUCAGUGCAAUUAUUAUCUACCUUUAUACUAAUGACUACAAGCAAGCAGAGAUGUUUUAUAAUGACUGCUCUCAGAUUGAUGCUUUUUGCAAAAGUGACCAGAAUCGCUGUGCUAGCAAUCUCCUUGCUGCAUACUCAGAUGGAGACAUUGAAGAAAUCAAACGUAUCGCCCAAUCAAGCAGCAUUUCAAAUCUUGACCACUCGAUGAUUAGGCUAGCAAGGAAACUGCCAACAGGAGAUGUGAGUGCAUUGAAGGGUAACACUGCCAGACAGGAAGACCAGCCUCUGGAUGAAAAUGACCUCACUUAACAAUUCUCCGGGCCACAUUUCUUUUGUUAAUUUUUCGUUUCUGACGUACCAUAAGAAUAUUUUGAUCUUAAGAACAAUGAAACUUAAAAAGAGGUUUGGUGUACCAAGUGUACCAAGUGUUCAAUCUUAUUCAAUGUAAAGGUGACAAAAAUUGUGAAUGCUAUGCUUUAUAAACAUGUCUUGGUAUACUAGGCCCUGUAGGAGAACAAUACUGAAAUAUGAACUUAAAAGAGAGUAGCCAAGGACUUGAAAAGAAGAUUUUUAAAUAUUAUUCCUGAAUUGUUUCACUUAAAGAGUGAUUACAUACAGAAUAUAAAGAUUAUUUACAACCUAAUUAAGGAAAGAAAA
Molecule: messenger RNA, 789 nt
Organism: Arachis duranensis
Lineage: Eukaryota; Viridiplantae; Streptophyta; Magnoliopsida; Fabales; Fabaceae
Product: gamma-soluble NSF attachment protein-like
Exons: 4
Coding region: 1-441 (146 amino acids)
Biological process (GO): intracellular protein transport
Cellular component (GO): SNARE complex; vacuolar membrane
Molecular function (GO): syntaxin binding; soluble NSF attachment protein activity
Source: RefSeq, a predicted model, not a curated record